Molecule: messenger RNA, 1054 nt
Organism: Impatiens glandulifera
Lineage: Eukaryota; Viridiplantae; Streptophyta; Magnoliopsida; Ericales; Balsaminaceae
Product: calponin homology domain-containing protein DDB_G0272472-like
Exons: 1
Coding region: 145-882 (245 amino acids)
Source: RefSeq, a predicted model, not a curated record
ACAACACACAAAAAUAAAAAUAAAAAAAUGUUUAGAGAAAAGGCAGCUAGCUAGCUAGAAAUGGAUGAGGAGAUGAUAUUGAUGAUCAUCGACAGACAUCAGAAGAAGAAGAAGAAGAAUUAGACCAAUAAUAUUAAUCCCACAAUGGAAUUAUCCUACGUCUCGCAUAAAAAAUCUAUUACCCUGCCAACCCCCACCUGGAAAAUGUACGAGAACCCAUUAUAUACUACUAAUAAUCAUAAUACCCAAGAAGAACACGAUCCACACCCACCCUUUGCUUCUUCCUCUGCUGGUAUUAUUAAUAAUAAUAAUAAUAAUAAUAAUAAUAAUAAUACAGGUACAGCUCCCAGUACCAAUCAUCAUCAUCCAGCAGCUGUACAGCCUGUACUACCCAAGAUCCACAUUCUCCAUCUCCCCAUCUCCGCCAGAAAGAUUGCAGCUUCGUUCUGGGAUCUGUCGACCUUCAUGAAGGUGCGGCCGGUGAUGGAAUCGACCCAGCUGAAGAUGGUCGAUCAAGUAGUGAAGGAGGAGGUGGAGGUUGAAAGGAGAUGGAGGAAGAAGUUGGAAUCCCAUAACAAGAAACUGGGGAGGGAGUUGUCGGAGGAGAGGAAGAGGAGGGAGGCUGUGGAGAGGGUAUGCGCACAGCUGGCGGGAGAGGUUUCAGAGGAGAUUUGCCGCUUCAAGAUGGAGAUGGAGGAGGAGAGGAAGAUGAUGAGGAUGGCCGACCUUUUCAGGGAGGAGCGCGUUCGAAUCAAGCUUGCAGAGGCCAGAUUCCUCAUGGAGGAGGAGAAGCUAAUUAUUGAUCGUGAAUUUUGGACACAAAAGAAGAAGAAGAAGAAGAAGAGAGUUGUAGGGGGGGGAUUAAUGAUGAUGAUGUUAUGAUUAUAAUGAGGGUGAAGCCAGCAGAUCGAAUUAGGGGAAUACCCACAUAUAAUUAAGCAAGCAGACCAUGGUUGAAGAAUUAGCUUCAUUUGUAGAGUUAUUAGCUGAUCGAUCGAUCGAUCGAGCAUAAAGAUAUUGGAUCAUUUCUGGAGGAGUACGUACGUAAUUAAUU